AUGGAGACGGACAGCUACACCCCGACCCCAGCCCCGAGCGACUGGGCUGGGACGGUGGUAAGUGUGGGGGCCCUGGAGGAGGUCUCGGGGGAAAGUGUCUCCUCCAGCACAGCCUGGUACAUGCCCUACCCCCUGGGCUUCCAGGUGUCACUGACCGCCUUCCUCAUGCUAGAGCUGGUGCUAGGCUUCAGCAGCAACUUGACCGUGCUGGUGCUCUACUGUUCUCAGUCCAACCUGGUCGACUCAGUCAGCAACAUGGUCACGGUCAACCUGCAUGUGCUGGACGUGAUGUUGUGCGUGCUGUGUCUGCCUCUGACCCUGGUGGUGGUGCUUCUGCCCCCAGGGCCCAACCUGGCCCUGCUCUGCUGCUUCCACGAGGCCUGUGUCACCUUUGCCUCCAUCGCCACCGCCAUCAAUGUGCUGGUCAUCAGCGUGGACCGCUAUGACAUCUCUGUCCGACCCGCCAACCGGUUGCUCACCCCGCAGAGGGCGGGGCUACUGCUGGCUGCCGUCUGGGCCACGUCUCUGGCCGUCUUCUUCAUCCCCUUUCUGGAGGUGGAGUUUCUCACCGGAGGGGCGGAGAGUAGACAGCACAGCUCCACCUCCUCCCCCGACACCCCCCUGGCACUAGUGUGGCGUAACCGGACGCUGCUUUGUGUGGGUGGACAGGGCUACCACACAGGCCUGGCCAUGUACUACCACCUGCUGCUGCAGGUGCCCAUCUUCUUUAUCACAGUGGCAGUCAUGCUGUUCACAUACUCACGGAUCCUGCGGGCCUUGAACAUUCGCAUCGGCUCCCAUAUUAAAAAGAGCCAGCGCUUCAGGGCACCCUCCUGCAGGGGGCGACGUAAAAGACAGAAGCAGAAGGCAGGGCUGGGAGUGAUAGAGGGAGGAGAGCGUUGUACAGACACAACCAAGCACCUAUCUCACCCUCCACUCAUCCCAUCCCCCACAGCCACCUCCCCCCCAGCCCUGUCCUCAGCCCCUCUGGUUAGCUCAGAAGGCGCUGCUGCUGCCCCUGCACCUGCUGCCCCUGUCACCAGUCCCACUGUUCAGGCAUCUGUGUCGGCCAUCAUUGCCUUGCGACGGGCCGUGAGGCGUCAUCGGGACCGGCGGGAGCGCCAGCGGCGCGUCUUCAGGAUGUCACUCCUCAUCGUCUCCACAUUCCUAGGUUGCUGGGCUCCUCUGUCCGUGGCCAACGUGUUGAUCCUGGGCCUAGGCCCCAGUGACACCCUGGUCAGCCUGCGCCUCUGGUUCCUGGCCCUGGCCUAUGGCACCACCAUCUCCCACCCACUGCUCUAUGCCUUCACCAGGCAGAAGCUGCGGCUUGCCCUCAGAGCCAAGGUGAAGAAGAGGGUGGUGUCACUACUGCAGGUGGACCCCUCGCCAGGAGAGACCGUCACACACAACUCCUGGGUGGAGCCAAGGAAGGGACGACAGUUACAGCUGGAGGGCAGCGAAACCAUUGACCGUUGCCUGGUAGAGCCCCUGAAGAAUAGCACACACUAGCUGCACCCCUCCCCCCCCCAGGUGCAGGACCGGGUUUAGGGAACCCUGCUGUAUAUCACUGAGUGCAAACACUAAGAUACUUAUGUAACUUCUUUACAGUAGCCUAUAUGAGUGUCUGUUUGGCCAGCAGAGGAUCAGAAUUCCACCCACUCAAGCAUUGGAAGGCAGCUUCUAAGACAACACAAAAACAUUGGCACCCAUAUAGAUACACAAAUACAUAUUAUUUUAGAUCUGCUAAAUACAGAUGUAGGACCUUAAUUGAAGCCAGUUCACUACAAAAGGAAAAUAAUCCUGCAUCAACAGGAAAUGUGAAUUAUUAUGUGGAUUAUAAUUAAUGGACAUUUUUUAUACGGUUUGUUAAAAAUUGUUUAGGGUAAAUCAAGUCUGACAUUUUAAAGUGGAAAUGAUCAAAUAUAGAUGCCUUUUUAAAACGUGAAUGCACAGCAAGAUUGCAUUUCCUGCUGAGUAGGAAAAUUGUCAGCAACAAAAGAGUGAUCAAAUGAAGAUCCUACAUCUGUAUUACACAUGCCUUGACUAUUUUAAGAAUGGGUUUAAAGGUGUCAUUGAUUCUGAACAAGAA
This is a messenger RNA of Oncorhynchus nerka (sockeye salmon), 2089 nucleotides long. Its product is annotated as G-protein coupled receptor 22-like. Gene Ontology annotation, cellular component: plasma membrane. The transcript has a single exon. Lineage: Eukaryota; Metazoa; Chordata; Actinopteri; Salmoniformes; Salmonidae. Gene Ontology annotation, molecular function: peptide binding; G protein-coupled receptor activity. Bases 1 to 1509 code for a protein of 502 amino acids. Gene Ontology annotation, biological process: cellular response to hormone stimulus; G protein-coupled receptor signaling pathway. The record is from RefSeq and is a predicted model, not a curated record.